UGGAACUGUUCUUCACUACGCCUUCUGCCACAUAGUGGCGUCGAAUCUCCUGAAACCUCCUCAACUCGAGCGGGCAACCGAAUUUCAGCGGAGUGUGAGUGAAAGUGGAAAAAGUGAAAAUCAAGGUUGGAACAGUGUGACAUAGGGGAAAUAGUUGGUGUGGGUGGGAGGCAAGUUUUGAAGCCUCUCUCAACCGGAAAUAUCCUUCGGUGCUGUCCAUCCACCUAGGCAUGGUCGAUGGCUGCGUGGAAUAACGACAACUUCAUCGGAGUAGCAGCAGCUGAGUGAAUAAUUGACAAAGUUCAUUACUGGAGCCACAAAGUUGCAGGUUCGAUAAAGAAGAUUCUAAUCGGUCGCGUGCAGUAUGGCACGUGCGUGAGCCACCGCAGUAGGGCUGCAGAUUUCACACCAUCAUCAAUAGCAAAAUCGGAUAGAUGUUCCGUGAAGAUAUCCGCUCACACGCCAAGAGCCUGGUGAUAAAAUAAACCGUAGUACUCGCUCCGAAACACCUAGCGUGAGUGCGUGAGAGAGCGCCAUUAUCAUCAUCGGUCCGAUCUGCUCCACCAAGAGAGCGUACUCCGGGCAGGACUCCACCGAGCAAUCACUCGCUCCCGUUCACGUUCACGGCUGUCUACUGUGGACUGUGAGUGAGGAUGUCCAGCAGCAGAACCGUGCUCCAUCACCGAAAUCAGUGCUUGUCGUGAUCGCAGAGUGUAAAGUCGUCUUCAAUUGUAGGAGCUCCGUUUGGAAUACUUGGUAGCCACUUGGUAACUGAAGCCGUGAAGCAGUAGGGGGGCCGUAGAAUAAUGUUUAAUGACAAUGUGUGUGCAAGGUGUUAAGCGUGUAAUUUACGGUCAUACUUGAAAUAUUUGUCUAAUUGAAGAUUGAAGGCGGCGCGCGACUCGGGUGUGUUGCUUCUUAAUAAGCAGUGUGGGUGCGGGUGUCAGUUUCAGUGGUCCUCCCCCCCCCCCUCUUCAGCAUGCAGUGUAGUGUCUAGGAAUCUCGAGAAACGAAGAUAAAAAAGGUUUUCGGGAAAAUUAUCGCACGCAGUGUCGGUUCGGUGCAAAAUAUGAAAUUGCCUCCGUUCGGUGCGAAAUUUGCGAGAUAAUAGUCCAACAAAACGGCGGCUGCAAAACACGUUGCAGCUUCGGAGAAGAAGUGCAAAACGGUGAAAAUUCACAGCUGUGAAUUAAAGUUACGAUCGUAUAUCAAAGCGGAAAAUUCGAUACCGUUGUUGGGUGGGCAAAAUGCGCGUGUUUUAGUGCUGAGAUCUGAAGCGGGAAAUUCAAGAAAAUUGUCGGCGUAAAAGCUGCUGUAGAAUCACCGCCGUGUUUGAAUUAUGUUUUUUAGAGAAUAAUGAGGAGAAACUCGAAUAACGUUUGCGAAAAUUUUUCCCCAUUUCUCCUCCCCCAGAAUCUGCCCCGCCAAAAUCGUGCUACUGCCGACUGCUGAGACUGGGUCAACCUCAAGCACAAGAUGGAAGGAAAGUUUUCCGCUCGUUUUACGUCAUCACUACUGAGACUAGAACUACCAGCAGCAGCGAGCGGUGGCAUUGAGGAGGCAAUCAACAAAAACAACUACACCAACUACAGCAGCUGUGCCGGCAUCUUCAUCCGCAUCUGCCAAGCCAGCCAAGAAGCAGUAAAAACAAAAGCCCUCGAGUUUUGAACAGCAUCAUCCACAACGGCGCGCGAUCAAGAAGUGACGUGAAAAUUCAUUCUGGGAGAAAAACGAACUCUCAAGUGUGCAGCUCAACCUGCUGCCUUCCACCACCCGACCGCGUUUCCCGGCGCUAUAUGGAGUGAAUGUUAUGAGAAUUUUUCCAUCGAAAAUAAAACCAUAACCAGCAUCGACGCCGAGUGCAGAACGUAUAGGCGAGUGUAGUUCCUGGUGGCAGUUCAUCGGAGAAUAUUUCGUGAGUGUUGUAAAAUAUAGCGCGCUGCUGCGGGUCCAGGAAGAAGCGAAAGGUGAGACCGCGGCCAGGUGGGUGAGCGAGCACAGUUUAUUUUUCCAACGUCUCCGACACGCGACAUAAAACGGUGGUGGGCACAUCUACCAUCUGUCCGUGUGUGUGUGUGUUUUUAGUGUUUUGCUUCGUGAAACUGCGAGAUCUAAGCGAAGAAGAAUAACAGGAGACGGUGGGAGAAGCAUCCGAGAGUGUUUUGUGAAAUAUUAGAGGAACAUCAUCGAGCAGGGAAAACAUCAACAGCAGAUCAAACAGCAAUGAUGGCAUCGACGGUUUACAAGUGGGAGAAACUCUCGCCAAGUGAAUUCCAACAGCUGCAGGACCUCGCCUCAUAUUCAACGAAAAAGCUGCAGAACGUACUGCAAGAGUUCUGCUCGCCCACGACUCCGUCGGCGACACGGUUCCAUCCCGAUGGGGAUGUCGAUUACGAGGGUUUUCGCAAAUUUUUGGACGCAUUCCUAGACUGCGAAACGCCGGAGGAGCUUACGAGGCAUCUGUUCAUAUCAUUCCUGAAGCCGGCCCUGUAUCAGCACAGCCAUGGCAAGGCGCUCAGUCAGAUGGCGGCGAUCAGCAGUAAUGCCGCCUGUGCCCCGGUGACGUCACACAACCGAGGGUCUAUUCCCAACCUGAACAACAUUAUUGACCUUCCGACGCCGCAGCCUUCGCAAGAAUCCCAACGCAACAGUUUCGUCGACCGGAUACACGGCAUCACGGAUAAACUUCAAUCGCUGGGCCAUUUGGGACACGACACCGGUGACAGGCAGGGCAAAAGCGGAACAGUGCACCCGAUGCUGACGGUGACGCCGAGUCCGAUGGGUGGUAGCAGCUCGAUCCUGCCGGCACCCUUCCGUCGGUCUGCCGAUUCGAGCCCGUCGCAUAGCCACAGCCAUAGUCAUUCGCAGAUUUCGCGGAACUCAUCUCGCAAGAGCAACAAUUCCGUUAACUGUCGGAUAGAUGACAUUCGAUUGGUUCCCCGAAAGCAAUCCUAUUUGGAUCCGAUGCUAUUCAAGGUGCCCCUGAAGGACGUCGUGUGCUAUCUAUCGCUGCUGGAGGCUGGCCGGCCGGAGGACAAGCUGGAGUUCAUGUUCCGGUUAUACGACACCGACGGCAACGGCGUCCUGGACACCGCCGAAACGGACGCCAUCGUAAAUCAAAUGAUGUCAGUGGCAGAGUAUCUCGGCUGGGAUGUGUCCGAACUGAGGCCGAUCCUGCAAGACAUGAUGACAGAAAUUGAUUACGACGGGGAUGGAUCCGUUUCGCUGGAGGAAUGGCAACGGGGAGGACUGACCACCAUACCGCUUCUGGUGUUGCUAGGUGUCGAUAAUACCCUCAAAGAGGACGGCUACCACGUGUGGCGACUGAAGCACUUCAGCAAACCGGCCUACUGCAACAUGUGCCUCAACAUGCUGGUCGGCUUGGGCAAGAAAGGACUCUGCUGUGUCUUGUGCAAAUACACGGUCCACGAACGGUGCGUCCAGCGUGCACCAGCGUCCUGUAUAGCCACCUACGUCAAGUCGAAGAAAUCGAAAACCACUUCAACCUUUCAGCAUCACUGGGUCGAGGGCAACUGCUACGGUCGCUGUUCCAAGUGUCGGAAACGAAUCAAAGCGUACAACGGCAUCACCGGAUUAACCUGCCGAUGGUGUCGGAUGAUGCUCCACAACAAAUGUGCCUCUCUGGUGAAAGCGGAAUGUUCGUUGGGUGAAUUCGCCGACAUGGUGCUACCUCCGACGGCCAUUUGCCCCGCAGUUCUGGACCGGCAAAAGUCCAUCAACUACGCCACCAGUCGAGGGAAGAACGUGUCCUCGACAAUUCACUUCCAAAUCACCGCCACGUCAAACAUCUGCCCGCUGUUGGUGUUCAUCAAUCCGAAAAGUGGAGGCCGCCAGGGCGACCGAAUCCUUCGAAAGUUCCAAUACCUGCUGAACCCCCGGCAAGUGUACGACCUGUCCAAGGGAGGCCCCCAGGAAGGACUGACCAUGUUCAAGGACGUUCCGAACUUUACGGUGAUAUGCUGCGGCGGUGACGGCACCGUCGGAUGGGUACUGGAAGCGAUGGAUUCCAUAGAAAUGCAGUGCCAACCGUCGAUCGGAGUCAUUCCACUGGGGACCGGGAAUGACCUGGCCAGAUGCCUUCGGUGGGGUGGUGGCUACGAGGGGGAAAGUAUUCCGAAAAUUUUGGAUAAGAUACAAAGGUCCUCGGUGGUGAUGCUGGAUCGGUGGAGUAUAGAUGUCAAAAAUAAUCCGUCGGCCUGUGAGGACACACCGCUGAUUCCGACACAUAAGGUGACACUGUCGGAAAAUGUACAAAAAGUGAUAGAACUCUCGCAUAGGAUAAUAGUAGAAAAAUCUGUGAUUCAAACGUAUGACGAAAUUCAAAACAGUACAAAAACUACCGAGAUAUCGAUAGAGAACACGAAACGUGUCGUUCUGAGUGACAAUAAUGGCACGUUGGCAAUGAUGCACCAACAACAGCACCAACAGUCGACCACCAUGAUGUCGAAGGAAAUUACUCAGCAAACAACCGCCACCAGCAACGGAGACAUUAGCAAAGCGUUGCCACACUCGGAAACAGUCGUUAAUGGCACCAGCCAGUGCCAGUGCCAGUGCCAAACGGAAGUCAUCAAUGGUGAUAACCCAACAACCCCCACGAUGGUGGUGACUGCAAAAACCACCGAAAGCAAAGACGAUGAUGCGACACGUGCUGCUCCCGACCGUCCAGAAGAGACGACGGAGACGCCGGAACAGCCAGAGGAAACGAAACAAACUGUCGAGCAGUCGGCACCGACGAUGACGGCCUCAGCCAGGGAGAAAAUUAUUGACCUGCCCAAGCUGUUAAAGCCACAGGCCGCGUCGGAAUUCAUCGUACCCUAUAACAUUAUCAACAACUACUUUUCCGUGGGUGUGGACGCUGCCAUCUGCGUGAAAUUCCAUCUGGAGCGUGAGAAAAACCCCCACAAAUUCAACAGCCGAAUGAAGAACAAGCUGUGGUAUUUCGAGUACGCCACAUCGGAAACAUUUGCCGCAUCGUGCAAAAAUCUGCACGAAAGCCUUGAAAUCGUGUGCGACGGUGUCUCGCUGGAACUGGCGAACGGUCCCCAGCUGCAGGGCAUUGCCCUGCUGAAUAUCCCCUACACCCACGGCGGAUCGAACCUGUGGGGCGAGAACCUGUCGCAGAAGCGGAUGCGCAAGGGUCCCUUCCGGAAGAAGCUGAAAAACUCGGACAAAGAGCUGUCGGCCAAUAGUUUCAACUCGGUCGAUCUGUCGAUUGCCAUACAAGAUAUUGGUGAUCGACGGAUAGAAGUUAUUGGAUUGGAAAAUUGCCUGCACAUGGGUCAAGUAAGGACCGGGUUGAGAGCUUCUGGUCGAAGAUUGGCCCAGUGCAGCGAAGUGGUACUGACGACGAAGAAAACCUUUCCGAUGCAAAUCGAUGGCGAACCAUGGAUGCAGGGACCGUGCACGAUUCGACUGACCCACAAAAAUCAGGUCCCCAUGCUGAUGGGCCCUCGGUCGGAGAAGAGUGGAGGCUUUUUCAACUUCCUAAAAAGAUGACUAUCGAAGAAGCCCGACUCGGAUAUCCCCUCCAAUGAGGCCUAGCCAUGCACAAGCCUCUCGGACAACACGUAACGACGUUGAAACAGAGGGGAAAAGUAUUACGAUACGAGGGCUUUGAUCCCAAGGAUGAGAAAAAAAUACAAACAAUAGCUUUAACUCGGAACCAACAAACCAAAAAACCAGAAAUCACAAAAAGGUAGCGACAUACUUUUUUAAUACCAGGAAAGCCUGAACCGCGAAGAAUGAACCAAAUAGUUCCUUCAGGACUUUAUCCAAUUUAACUUGUAUAUUUAGAUUCUAUUUCAACUUUCCUAUGUAUGUUUAUACACACGUAGACACAAACACACCUCUGUAUGAUAUUGGAUUAGAAAAUGACUUAAUUAAGAAAAACGGUUUCGUAUCGAAAUUCGUCUCUCAGAAUGAUGAGAAUAGUGGUAAUCGAGAAGGACCUGCUUUUACUGACUAAGAACUAACACUAUUCUUAUAUGCACGAACUUUGUGCACAGAAAAAAUACAACACAUACACAUUUCACAAACGCAUGGAUUUGCACAUCAAGUGACCAAUAAGCCCGGUAAUUCGCACACGGCUCAUAUAACCGAGUCAUUUGUUGAUUGAGUACACCAGUAGUAGUGAAAGAGACAAUUAUCAUUUCGCUCUUGAAUGCGUUUCCGUUUUAAAAACCUUCUAACGAUGGCAGAAGAGGACUUUACCGUCAUUAUCCCAAAAGCUAAGCAUGGCCAGCGGUCACAGUUUAUCUAGUUAAUCCUCCGUUACUCGCGCCAACUUUUGUAACACGAGUACUCGCGCGUUGUACUUUGUACAACAGUGUGAGUUUUCCAUUGCCAUUUUGCAGCCGAGCUACCAAUCGAUAUGAAACCAACGAGUAUUCCUUGAAAAACUUAUUUUUAACUAAACAAGCUAAACUUUUAUCACAGUUGAUCCCCCAAAAAUGCGGAUAAUAGAGAAAAUGUGAAUAGAAACCGCGUAAAAAGUGUCCGUACUACGUGGGAUUUGACUUAAUUGGUUACAACAUGGACAAUCUCGAGAUCCUGACCAGAUAGAAAGUUACGGUCUUGGGCAAAGUUGUUCUAGAGAUCAUAACCUUUUUUCUGGUGGACAGUAGUUCAGAAAAUUCUCACUUCGUGGCACUAGUAUAUACGUGCAAUAUUCGCAUAUACAAUAGCUCGAGAUCCUGAGUAGAUAGAAAGUUAC
This is a messenger RNA of Ochlerotatus camptorhynchus, 6733 nucleotides long. It is a transcript of the gene Dgk, whose product is annotated as diacyl glycerol kinase 1. Gene Ontology annotation, biological process: diacylglycerol metabolic process; lipid phosphorylation; intracellular signal transduction. Gene Ontology annotation, molecular function: calcium ion binding; ATP-dependent diacylglycerol kinase activity. The transcript has 20 exons. Gene Ontology annotation, cellular component: plasma membrane. Lineage: Eukaryota; Metazoa; Arthropoda; Insecta; Diptera; Culicidae. The coding region runs from base 2224 to 5517 and encodes 1097 amino acids. The record is from RefSeq and is a predicted model, not a curated record.